Geodia barretti is the source of this 3106-nucleotide messenger RNA. The record is from the annotation of a GenBank genome assembly. NCBI's taxonomy places the organism in Eukaryota, Metazoa, Porifera, Demospongiae, Tetractinellida, Geodiidae.
GCGUGCGCGCAGGUGCACUUGUUUGUGAUAUGCACCGGAGGCACUACGUGUGGGAGCGCAUAAAUCUUCGGUUCAAACACAUCGAGACCGCACCGAUACAGCGAGAGAGAGUUAGAUAUUCAGUCUCCACUCCAGACCUCUCAAGAAUGAAUAGGGAAGUGGAUGCUGAUGUCACACCAGAAGUGAUGUCACAGCUGUUUUCCAUUAGUGAACUCCAUUAUCUUGUGAUUUGAACUCUAUUUUCAGUUUGAGCUACUCUCAGUCCCCUGGAAAUAGCCAGUGUCCAGUGUUGUAGUUACUGUGCAAUACUAGCCAUUCAUUACCUGUGGUGUGGGAGACUAGGAACUCUGCAUAGUGCACAAACACUGUCACCAUAAGUGUAGUGCUCUGUGAGCGUGCAGCAAGAUACUUCCCCUCUAGCCAUAAUAAUAUACUCCCUGGGUGGCAUGUUAUCUGCUAGCUGGAAUAGAGGGUGUUUUUUUCCUGGAACCCAGUGACUUAGCUUCACAUGGGAGUUUUGAUUGUAGUAAACAGUUUACAUAUGAACCACCUGAGAGACAUACAGAAAAACCAUUACUAUUACUCCCUGUAGCAUGAUUAUCGUGAGGGAUCCACGAAUAGUGACAUGCGCUGUUGCUGAAUUACGCUGUAUGUAUAGUGCCCAGGCUUGUGUAUUUCAGCUGCCCCACAUUCAAGUUAAAGGUAAAUGUGAAGCAUGUGGAUCUCUGAGCUGUUGAUGCAGGUUGUCGGUGAAAGCAGGAAGAAAAUUGCACACAUCUGUGUACCAUAAUGCAUGCCUUAGCUCGUGCAUGUCACAUGCAGUGUGCUCAACAAUGAUAAAUAGAUAGGAAACGAAUGACUACGUAAAGAGAUGAUGAACAGAAUAAUGGUGUACAUCAUGUCAAUCAUUCCUGUAGGACAAGGAACUUUGGUUGUCAUGGCGACCAACCCAAACACCGGGCAGCUGGGUCAAUCCUCCGGUAGCUCAAAGAACAGGUUCUGGAGUAAACUCCGGGGUCCUCCGAAACUACCCCGAGACGCAAGCGGGGUACCUCAGACAGUACCCCCGUAGUCCCACCUCCUGCCUUACCCGUCUCCCGCCCCACCCCGACACCAACCAAGAAAACCACACCCACUCCGAGCAGCGAUAACGUGUUUGUCUCCUAUAAUUACACGACGGAGGAGAUGACACUGUCAGAGUUUGCCCAGCGCUACCAGAGCAACCUGCCGCAGCAGGUGGUGGUCACUCACGGAGUCUACUGGAGAGAUAACAUGGAGGUCAACAUCUCCAGCUCUGAGAGACUCAACAUUCACUUCAUUCGUCACAGAGAGUCCGUGAAGAUCAAGGAGCUGGGCAGCAGUACAGAGUAUUCAGUGCCAGUGACAUCAACGCUGGAGUUUGGCGCAGUGUACAAUCCCUACAACGGAAACAUGAAAGACGCCCUGCGAGGAUUCUUUUACCCCACUGUGGGCGACGUCAUCAAGAUCACCGAGAACGCUCCCCUCCCGAAACUCAUCCGUGCAACCUCCAAGUCCAGCAUGACCACACCUGCCAACUGUGUAUCUAGGGGGGAGCUCCUACUGAUUAAGGAGGUGCGUUCCGACGAGCAUCUGGGAUUCCGAGAGCUCCACGUGACGAGUCUCACGACAAAUACGGACAAGAUUCUUCACGAGAGCUGUCGCGGGAACUUCACCACACGACCAGAGGCCAUCAAACUCUCCCUCUUCUCCAUAAUCAAACACAUCCCCAACGCACUCCCGCUCUCCGUCAUGAUUUUCCCAGGGGAGGGCACCCUAGACCAGGGGGACAUGCACUACCCGAGCCACCUCUUCCACAAGGUCAUCCAACUCUCCCGGACUUUCACUGAUGUUCUUCUCGUCGCCAGCAGCGUGCCCGAGGACAGCGUGUGUGAUGGGCGAGAACCGUUUGAAAUCCCGCAGGAAGUCGAACUGGAGCUGAGAGUGGUGGAAUUAAGGGAGGGAGAUCGCGAGCAGCUGCAGGAGAAGAGCGACACGAUAAUGAGGAAGAUCCAAGGAGAGUACGUCAAGCACUAUCGCAACGCCCACCAGGCACAGGCAGAGUACGUAGUGCAGGAAAUGUUCUUGAAGGCAGUGGGUGGACUGGGCGAUGAGAAAGAAAGGGUCCCAGUCGCCCCUCCAAGGAGGAAGAAGUCAGGGUCUGUGGAAAAGGAGGAGAGUGAUUAUCCCAAUGUGAGUCCGGUACAAGAGGGAGUGUUGUCGCGACUUGGAAAACUUGAACAACUCGUGUGGAAGAUGAAGAAAUCUCGAGUUUCGACCAGUGCCAGUGAGGACCGAGCAGAGGAGGAACGGGAGGAUGAAACAAAGGAGAGAGUCAGCAAAGAGACUGCUUCAGUCGUGGAAUCCCUGCAGGAGAAGAUGAGGGAGACGGAGGAGAAGACGGGGGAGAAGGAGGAGAAGAUGAGGGAGAAGGAAGAGAAGAUGAGGGAGAUAGAGGUGAAGGUGGAGGCCCUGGAAGCGACAGUGUCACAGCUACGUUCCCUGCUUGAGGAACAGCAGAAACAGAACCAAGAGGAGCUGGGGAGAGUGAGUGUGGAGCUGGUAGCCAUGAGGGAGGAGAUGAAGAGGAAUGAGGCAGAGGCUAACCAACAGGGGACCUCUCCCUACCUGCUGGGUUCCCCAGAGACUUCCCAGAGGAACAGAGACAUUGUCCAAAGUCUGACAGCAGCCCAGGUCCUCCAGCUCCUGACAGAGGUGGGAGUUGAAGAUCUCCUGCUAGCCACUCAGGAGAACGUUUCGGGAGACAUUCUGGUGGAGCUGAACGAAGAGGAGCUGGAGACAGAGCUGGGCAUCAGGAAGAAGAUCCACCGACUCAAGGUCAUGAAGAUCAUCAACGGCUCUAAACCUGUCACUGACUACCUCAAGAUGUCAGAGGCUAACAGUAUGGACAUCGUCUGCUAGCCAUCACUUAUAUAUACUACUGUGUAUUACUUGUAUUUGUAUAUAUCACAUUGUAAUACUGUGGCAAAUGUGCACUAAUGCAGUUGUCUAUAAUGUCAUAUGCUUUGAAGUGAGGAUCUUACGUUGCCAAAUAACGCUCCACAAUAGGUGCAUGCGUUCACCUAUA